Molecule: messenger RNA, 2381 nt
Organism: Schistosoma spindalis
Lineage: Eukaryota; Metazoa; Platyhelminthes; Trematoda; Strigeidida; Schistosomatidae
Source: the annotation of a GenBank genome assembly
UGGACAUUGAAAUUCGGUUACGCAUAUGAUAUAAAUAGAGUCAGAGUUAUAUUAAGGUGAAGUGUUACUGCCAACCCCCGCUUAUUUAGAACGACCUGGAAAAUUAUUUGGCACUAACCACCAUCCGGGUUUCACACUAGUGAUGUACACAUUACUGCGGGGUUUGUGGCAAUAUAUAUCACAAAGGGAUGAGUUUUCUGUUCUCAUACUAGGUUUGGAUGGCGCUGGAAAAACAACUUAUUUAGAACAAGCUAAAAUAAAUUUUGUUCCGAAUUAUAAAUCUAUUCCAAUUCAGAAAAUCACUACUACUGUUGGUCUAAAUAUCGGAUACAUUGAGGUUGAUGGGAUCCGGCUUAAAUUUUGGGAUCUCGGCGGUCAAGAAGAGCUUCAAUCCUUGUGGGAUAAGUACUAUGCUGAAUCAAACGGUGUUAUUUACGUCGUUGAUUCUGCAGAUAGCGAUCGUUUUGAUGAAUCUAAAGAUGCAUUUGAUAAGAUGGUAAGAAACCCUGUACUGGAAGGUGUGCCGUUACUGGUUCUAGCUAACAAGCAAGAUAUGCAGAGUGCAUUCCAUUUGUCUGAAAUAAACAAAGUAUUCUACGACAGUUUACGUCUUGUUGGGCAACGUCAAUGCACAUUUCAUGGUGUCAGCGCACUUAACGGAUAUAACCAUUUCAGUCGACCUAGUGUUAUUUCUCGGUUUGGUUAGUGUUUUAUAACAUAUGGGUUUGUUGUGCACUGUCAGGAGGAAACGUCUUGAGUGCAUUUGAACUUUAAAUUUAUUUUGUUCGAUAAAACGCACAACUCUUAUAUAGUGUUUCAAUGUCGGACAUGGAAAGAUAUACUUCAGAGACAAAGAUUUUUCCAUAACACUGUUAGUAACUUCUUCACUCCCAAGUGUUGAAUAUAUUAUGAGGAUGACAAAGCAUAUCGAAAUACCGAUGGUUUCAAGCAAAUUGAGCACUGGAUUGGAAGUUUAUAGUAGGAACUUUUCGUUUACUCUGAAAAAGUGGCUUAUAUUAAGUUGCGAAACGUCAGAAGUACAAUUUACUACUCAUUGGAAUAUCACAAGAAAUAUGUUCAUUAGUGUAUCGAAAUAAAUUACUCACCUCCAAUUAAUAAGAUGGAUGUAAAAGCAUUGCUUUCAAAGUCAGUGACCACUUACUCCGCAAAAAUUAAUUAAAGAUACGAAGUAUACUUGUCCUUUUGUUAGUAAAGUCGGUUGAUUAAAAUGCAGAUCUUCAUCAACUGAAGUGACUUGGAUAUCUGCUUUGCAUGCCUACCUCAAAGCACAAUGGUAGUUGGGGUAGAAAGUGGAGAGGCUGAACCAAGAUAUGGGGUCUGUUCAUGAAUUUAUUGACUGUUAAACUAAGUUGUGCUGAUAAAUUCAGACUACCUAGCUAAAGAAAGUGUGGACGGAAGUUGGACACAGACGACAUGGCUCAGAAUUAGAUUGUUUUCCAGUGUAGACACCUAUGUUUUUGUUUCUUAGUUGUCUUAAAAUGUAGUUGUUUAUUGUUGUUGAUAAUAUCCAAGACUGUUAACGAUUUCUAAGUAGGAACAGUUGACAGUUUUCCGGCCCCAAAACUAAAGAGUUAGGUCUCCUACUGUCAUGUCCUCCUUAAUCUCAUCAGUGAGCAGAAUGAUAAGCAUCUUUUGUUAAGACAUAAUUUGGUGUAAUUUAUCUCGAUAUUUUAGUGUAUACAGUAACACACCGUAAAAAGUACUAUUGAAGACCAUGUUCUCUUUUAAGAAUCGAUGGAACGACCUUGUAAUAACAGAGCUAGAGAUCAAUAAUUUUAGCCUUAGAAACCAGGAAAAGUAUAUAGCAAUAUAAUAGGUUAAAGAUAAAAUGACAGAUAAUAGAGUACCCCAGUAUUCUAUGCUUGAAACUUUCCAGAUAUCUACACCAAACGCUACUUUACUUUAACUAACCAAAGAAAGUAGUUGGAUCGAUGAACGCCAGUCUAUUAGCGUGAUCCUGUUGUGUCAUCGAGAGAUACAUUUACACCUAGUUGUCCAGAAUAUUAAAAGCAAUCAUCAUUUCUUGCUACGGAGUUUUCACCAAUCGACUAAUUAGUUGUAUAACAUCUUGCUUCUAACAUAUUAACGCUGUCUCUACAUUCUGAUGUUUACACUUUGAUAGGGAGGGAAUAAACAGCAGUAUCAAGUGGAUUGCUGAUAAGGUUAAAGGUAACGCUAAACAAAGGCCACCAAAACAACUUGAAAUCCCGUAACGUGUCUUCGUAAAACCAUUUGUCUGUUCAGAAAGUACUAAAAGGAUUUUGCGGUACUACACAAUUCUAUUUAACAUCUUUUGUCAAGUUUAAUAGUAAAUGCAUGUAAAUCUGUAUCAUAAAAAAUAUAACGAAAAUGUAUAUUAA